AUGUUGCUAAGGAAUCCUGACCCCAAGAAUAGUCUUUUCGAUAGCACCCACAUUAUACGUUAUUAUUUUUCCAGAUACAUCAUCAAGUCUAAUAUUGUAACUGGAUCAAAUUCUGGAAAGAUAAUGUUCGUUCCAAAGAUCAAGCUAAACCCAGCUGAACACACUAUAUCUAUUGAGGUCAAAUACUACCAAUUUACAGUCCAUUUUAUUUUUGGAAUAACUAUCAACAUGUCCCAAGGUCAGACUCUUGACAAGAUUGAUAUACGUAUGUCGUUAUUUGUGCUAUAUUUUGUAUGGAAUAUUAAAAUAAAACAUCCCACAAAUUGGAAGAUAAGAACACCCGAAAUCAUAAUGUGCCUGAAUUAUUGGAUAUACUCCAUUAUCAAUAGGCAAAGCUACUUGGCAAUAUUAAUAGCUCUAAUAGCCGUCUAUGUGUAUUAA
This is a messenger RNA of Phycomyces blakesleeanus NRRL 1555(-), 441 nucleotides long. RefSeq lists its product as hypothetical. Bases 1 to 441 code for a protein of 146 amino acids. The record is from RefSeq and is a predicted model, not a curated record. Lineage: Eukaryota; Fungi; Mucoromycota; Mucoromycetes; Mucorales; Phycomycetaceae. The transcript has 3 exons.